Odobenus rosmarus divergens (Pacific walrus) is the source of this 1242-nucleotide messenger RNA. RefSeq names its product tRNA selenocysteine 1 associated protein 1 (gene TRNAU1AP). The transcript is spliced from 10 exons. Gene Ontology annotation, biological process: selenocysteine incorporation. Gene Ontology annotation, cellular component: nucleus. NCBI's taxonomy places the organism in Eukaryota, Metazoa, Chordata, Mammalia, Carnivora, Odobenidae. Gene Ontology annotation, molecular function: tRNA binding. The record is from RefSeq and is a predicted model, not a curated record. Bases 67 to 930 code for a protein of 287 amino acids.
CCGGCCCCGCGGUGUGGCGCCGGCGCUGCCUUCGUUGGCCGGCGGACUCCCGGCCCGGCUGCGGGCAUGGCGGCCAGUCUGUGGAUGGGCGACCUGGAGCCCUACAUGGAUGAGAAUUUCAUCUCCAGAGCCUUUGCCACCAUGGGGGAGACCGUGAUGAGCGUCAAAAUUAUCCGAAACCGCCUCACUGGAAUCCCAGCUGGCUACUGUUUUGUAGAAUUUGCAGAUUUGGCCACAGCCGAGAAGUGUUUGCAUAAAAUUAAUGGGAAACCCCUGCCAGGAGCCACACCUGCAAAACGUUUUAAACUGAACUAUGCCACUUAUGGGAAACAACCAGAUAACAGCCCUGAAUACUCCCUCUUUGUGGGGGACCUCACCCCAGAUGUGGAUGAUGGCAUGCUGUAUGAAUUCUUCGUCAAAGUCUACCCGUCCUGUCGGGGAGGCAAGGUGGUUUUGGACCAGACAGGCGUGUCAAAGGGCUAUGGUUUUGUGAAAUUCACAGAUGAGCUGGAACAGAAGCGAGCUCUGACCGAGUGCCAGGGAGCAGUCGGCCUGGGGUCUAAACCAGUGCGGCUGAGUGUGGCAAUCCCCAAAGCGAGCCGUGUGAAGCCAGUAGAGUAUAGUCAGAUGUACAGUUACAGCUACAACCAGUAUUACCAGCAGUACCAGACCUACUACGCCCAGUGGGGCUACGACCAGAACACGGGCAGCUACAGCUACAGCUACCCCCAGUACGGCUACACGCAGAGCGCCAUGCAGACAUAUGAAGAAGUCGGGGAUGACGCAUUGGAAGACCCCAUGCCGCAGUUGGAUGUGACGGAGGCCAACAAGGAGUUCAUGGAGCAGAGUGAGGAGCUGUAUGAUGCCUUGAUGGACUGUCACUGGCAGCCCCUGGACACAGUAUCUUCAGAGAUACCCGCCAUGAUGUAGUCGGGACAGAGGACCAGCCAGAAAGGACUGUGUGAUGGAGAUGAGAGACUCUCUUUUUUAACAAAGUAUUAGAAGAACUUUUACCUUUUUGGAAAUGUUAAGCUUUUAGUGAUCAACUCUUCUGAGAUUAUGACCAUUCCUGCAACAUUGCUGCCUUCCUCUCUGCCUGUCAGCCUUCAGAGUUUGAAAACCACAGUGCCAUUGAGCAAGGUUCUACUUGUCCUUGAAAAGUAAAUUUUUCCAGGUAUGAAUCCACUUACCAUCAUCUCCAGCACCCAUAUGGAAAGUCUGGAUUUAUACUAAAAAUCUGCA